UAACAAGAAUACGGACUUCACUAAUAAUGCAGAUUAGGUGUAAAAUUUUGAGUUAGUGGAGCAUGAUUUGUUUGUGACGUUUAAGAAAAAUAAAGUAUUUAAAAAAUAGAUAUGUGAUCACAUUUUGCGUGUGCAUGUUUGUACCCAACACCUACGAAAGAUGAAAUAGCUGUAGUAAGUCCUCCUGCUUAUAAUGUCAUGAAAGCUGUCAUAUGAUGGAGAGGGUGCACAAACUACAUGAAGUGCGCCCAUCUCUCAGCCAGAUCACACACACAGAGUUCCAUCAUGGCCACAGCCGUCGAUAUCUACGAUGUUUUGUAGCAUGUUUCGUGUUCUUAUUCUUUCUGUUAAUGCUGUAUGUCCCAGCAUAUCAUCAGACUCGUACACGCGAAGACCAAAUACACAUUGUAAACAUUCCGGGCUGGUCUCUAAAUACAAGCAGAGAUUUGAAGCUGUAUGUGCUGCCAGAGAAUUUGACAGCAAUUAUUCCUCAGCCAGAUAUAUGUAGUGAAAAGCUAUUCCUCCUCAUUGUUGUGUGCUCAGCUGUUGGUAACUUUGAAGCUCGAUCAGCAAUCAGGCAGACAUGGGCAUCUGCACCUGUUGUUACUGAAAAAGCUAGUGCUAUAAGAGUAGCAUUCCUACUGGGUGAAUCGGAAAACAAUACUCUGCAGGAACAAGUUGAGGAAGAGAGCAUUAAACACAGUGAUAUAAUCCAAGAAGGCUUUUUGGACACAUACAACAACUUGACUUUAAAAAGUGUCAUGUUACUGAAAUGGACUGUUACAAACUGCCCGUCUGUUCGUUACAUUAUGAAAACAGAUGAUGAUAUGUUCGUCAAUAUUGAAAGCCUUGUACGCUUGCUUCGUUCUAAAGGUUCAACUGGUUUGUUGAUUGGUGCUCUUAUUUGUGGUGCACAUCCAAUAUCGGAUUCGCAUAGUAAGUGGUAUGCUCCGAGAUAUAUGUAUCCUGGAAGAGUUUACCCAAAUUACCUGUCAGGCACAGGAUACGUAAUGUCAAAUGAUGUUAUGAAACGACUGUACAAAGCCGCUCUGCAGACGCCACUCUUCCAUUUGGAGGAUGUAUAUGUGACAGGACUGUGUUCCAAAGCAGCAGGCAUACGUCCACGUGAUCAUCCAGCUUUCACAUAUGCACGUCGUCGAAUUGAUCCUUGCUUGUUGCGUGAUCGUUCAGUUAUCACCAGCCAUCGCAUGGAUAGUGCUCAGCUUCGGAAGAUUUGGCCUCGCAUCCGGGAUCCAAAUCUUGAUUGCUCAAGUUUCACUGCAUCGCAGAAACCAAGUUCCAGACCCAACAAGAAAACAGCAAAAGUGAGGCGUCCAGUAAAUAAAUGUGUUUAAUUAUCUGUAUAUGUGAACAUGAUUAGUCAGGAAAUGUCUUGGUUGUGAUACUGCUGAAUUGGUGUGAACAUGUGUGUUUAUUUUGUGUGUGUGCUAUCUUUCUUGUCAUGCUACCAUUAGGAUUAUUUGCGAAAUUUCUCUUCACGUUUCAGUGAUUUAUUUGAUUUUAAACAAAACAGAAAAUUGUUGGCUGUAUAUGUUACAGAACACUAAGUUUUUUUAAGUAUGAGAUUACAUAUUUUUUAUGCGAAAACCUAAGGUACUCAGUCAUAAGCUCUCCAGUACUGUAGGAAGCUGAUUGAGGGAUUUUGUCAGAUUUGUAAUUCAGUUUGCACAAAUAUUUUGGUCCCAGCAAAUGAUAGGGACAAAUAGUAUUAGUCCACUGUUUCUGUUGCAUUUUGGACACCAUUGCCUGAACUAGUCGUACAAAGUAUGAAAUAAUGGAUGCAUUGACGAUGUGUAACCAAGCAAACAUUUUAUAGUAUUUAUGCAUUCAUAUUUUUUUACAGGAAGACAUUGAGCAUUGCAGUGAAAUGAAGUGAGACUGGUUGGAAUUAAAAUUUUGUGAAAGAAAGAAAUGAUCAAUUGAUGCUUCAGUCUGCCAUACACUCUGAGAGUAAUUUACCAAAUUAAAUUUCAUAUCAGAUUUACUAUUUAGCUAACAGUACCAUAUUAUUGUUGUGGUUGUUUUCUUAAAUCUUUUAUAUUUGACCUAAGCUCAAGCAACUGGCAAUCACAACAUAAAAAGUUAUUCUCUAACAUUUGAUUUUGCAAUUAUUUAUUUAUUUAUUUAUUUAUUGCUAUUUUAGGCUUCUGUUGUUUUUUUUCCCCUGCAUAUCAGUGAUUUAAAAAAAACGUCAGAUAUUAAAAGUAAGGUGACAAAAAAUGAGAGUUUCAGAAGUCUUGAGAAAGAUAACAUGAAAAUUUUUGGAAUGUGGUACUGUAGAGCACCACUUUUAUUUUUAGAAAAAGGGUGUAUGGCAAAUUUGUGGGACUAUUGCUUUUUUCUUUCAUUGUACUCUGACAAUAUUGUUUGCUAAUUGUGUUCCAUAAAAAUAGAGUUGUGAAUAUACAAAUGCAACAGUAUUACUAUUCCGUUGUUCCUAAGUAUCAUAGUCAAUAAUUUUUAAAUUAACUGUGGCAGUUUGAACACAACUACGAGUGUUCCUUGUAUACAUUUUAAUGCAAGUAAUUUAAAAAAAUCUCCUUCGUGUUGCAACUGCGAAGUUGAAUGAUUCUCUUUGUUGUUUUUCUGGUUUCUUUUUCAUGUACUGAUAUUUGCAAUUUCAUCUCUUACCUUUGUGAAUAUAUCUCUGUGAAUCAGCUGCCUUGCAGA
Schistocerca americana (American grasshopper) is the source of this 2691-nucleotide messenger RNA. RefSeq names its product beta-1,3-galactosyltransferase 1-like. Gene Ontology annotation, cellular component: membrane. The coding region runs from base 213 to 1355 and encodes 380 amino acids. NCBI's taxonomy places the organism in Eukaryota, Metazoa, Arthropoda, Insecta, Orthoptera, Acrididae. Gene Ontology annotation, molecular function: hexosyltransferase activity. The record is from RefSeq and is a predicted model, not a curated record. The transcript is spliced from 5 exons.